AUGAGGAAAAGCUUUCUGGAGAAGGGGAGUCACGCCAUCCUGCUGGACCAGCAGGGGUGGACACUGGUGUUGGGGCCAGGAAAGCUUCUCCGAGCAAGUGGCCUGUCAGCCGACAUCCAAGGACCACAGUCCUACAAAGGCCUUCGGGUGGAAGGAGCUCAUCCACAGGAGGGAAAAAGGGCCAGAAGCACAGGCAGAGGAGUGAGUGAAGCAAACGCUGGAAGAAUCAGUGCCAGCACUUGGUGGGCUGGACUGGGGGUGGCGUGGGGCACCCUGGCCAGCCGGCUCGGCGUGGCGCACUGGGACCCCAGAGGAAGGCGGGAUGUGGGCGAGGCCACCCGUGCUGUCUCCCCAGGGGAUACAUCGGUCCUUGCGGGCGUAUACGGACCAGCCGAGGUGAAGGUCAGCAAAGAGAUCUUCAACAAGGCCACCCUGGAGGUGAUUCUGAGGCCGAAGAUCGGGCUGCCUGGCGUCGCUGAGAAGAGUCGGGAGCGGCUGAUCAGGAACACUUGUGAAGCAGUGGUAUUGGGAGCGCUGCACCCCCGUACCUCCAUUACUGUGGUGCUGCAGGUCGUCAGUGAUGCUGGCUCUCUCCUGGCCUGUUGCCUGAACGCUGCCUGCAUGGCAUUGGUGGAUGCAGGUGUGCCCAUGCGGGCCCUCUUCUGUGGGGUCACCUGUGCUCUGGACGCUGAGGGGACCCUCGUGCUGGACCCCACGGCCAAGCAGGAAAAGGAGGCCCGGGCCAUCCUGACCUUUGCCCUCGACAGUGUGGAACGGAAGCUGUUGAUGUCCACCACCAAGGGGCUCUACUCGGAUGCUGAGCUCCAGCAGUGCCUGGCCGCGGCCCAGGCUGCCUCGCAACACGUCUUCCGCUUCUACCGGGAAUCGCUGCAGAGACGUUACUCCAAGAGCUGAGGCAAGCCGGGGCAGGGCGCCCCUCCUGCCGCCACCCACUACCUCCAUGGAAAAUAAACCAGCAGCCUGGCCUCACCUCUCCAUCCCUGUGUGCCCGGAUGAGCUUGCGGGCCUGGGGGCACAGACCCACCCUCCCCUCCCCUUGAAGGCAUUUCCAAACUCAAAACCCAUCCCAUCCCGCCAGCCUGACAGAUACCUGUCGGGUACCCGCUCUGUGCAGACCCUGCUAGGUACUGGAGACUCAGCAGUGAAUGACCCCCAGGUUCAAGGAGCACUGGGGUGAUAGGCAAAGAAAAUCAGUGUCUGUCAGAUGGUGGUAAAUGCUGUGGAAAAAGCAGGAAGAGGGGUUGGGAGAGGCCAAAUUUAAUACAUCAGUCAGGGACAUCUUGAUGGAGUAUGGGAGACUUCCGAGGGAAGCCCAGGAGGAGGCCUGUGGAAGAGGGAGGAUCAGGUUCAGGGUGGCGCUGGUGUGCUGGAGCAGGGCAAGUAGGGACCAGGGAGGGAGGAGAUGGGUCAGGGAGGGAACAUGCACAAUGGGAGGGCCUCGUGGGUCUUGGCAUCCUUGCCUUACAAGAAGAAACCAGCUCAGAAGCCAGUUAGCUGCCACAUGUCAUCAGCUAGCUAAUGAUGGAGCAGGGGGCUUCUACUCAGAGUCCAGCCCCAGAGCCCUUCACCAUUCAGAUGAGCCCAAGAGACCCCAGCACGCUCCAGGCCACAGUUCCCCAUCUGUAAGCAGAAGCAGCUGGGGCCCGUCGGUCAGGUGUAUGGAAAUACGGGGAAGGGAGGUUUUAGCAGCCAUUUGACUGCUGUGUCCCCCACCCCCAUAUUUGGUGG
Molecule: messenger RNA, 1749 nt
Organism: Panthera uncia (snow leopard)
Lineage: Eukaryota; Metazoa; Chordata; Mammalia; Carnivora; Felidae
Gene: EXOSC5
Product: exosome component 5
Exons: 7
Coding region: 1-915 (304 amino acids)
Biological process (GO): rRNA catabolic process; nuclear mRNA surveillance; poly(A)-dependent snoRNA 3'-end processing
Cellular component (GO): nucleolus; cytoplasmic exosome (RNase complex); nuclear exosome (RNase complex)
Source: RefSeq, a predicted model, not a curated record